UACUGCAUAAGUUCGCGCGCUCAGUGAAAGCAACAGGUACCAUUCAGUAAUGUCAGUUGUUAGUAAAAUUAAUUUGGCCUGUACCUCUGCAGGAAAGCUGUGAAGCUCGCGCAUUAUCAGCAGUUGUGAUUUAGUACCUGAACUGUUCGGACAGUGCCUGUAACAAGUGUGGCCUCAUUUUGAAUUCUUACCACCAUACAAUAAAUUAGAUUAGGAUGCCGUCGUUAAUGAGUGUAGUAAUAGAAAAUUACAAUGAACUAGUGGAAUCCAAAACAGAUCCAAUAAUGGAUUCCUGGCUCUUCAUGAAGUCCCCAGUACCAGUGAUAUCGAUUCUAGUCGCGUAUUUAUAUUUCGUUCUAAAAUUAGGGCCACAGUUGAUGGCAAACAGGCCGGCAUUCAAUUUGAAGGGUGUUAUCAUAGCUUACAAUGCGUAUCAAGUUUUAUUUAGUUUAUGGCUGUGUGGACAAGUAUUUUACUUCAAAUCGGUGAUAUUCCAGCUUUUCGGACAGUCCUGCAGGGGUGAAUCAACCAAUGGAGAAGUUAAUACAUUUAUGGCGUCGUGCGUGUGGUGGUACUUCAUUUCGAAAAUAGUUGAACUAUUGGAUACAGUAUUUUUUGUGCUGAGGAAAAAACAGUCACAAGUCACAUUCCUUCACGUGUACCAUCACGGAAUCAUGAUGUUAUUUACUUGGAUUUACCUCAAAUUCUUAUCAGAUGAACAGGGUCUCUUCAUAGGUUUCCUAAACUCAUUUGUGCAUGUUAUCAUGUACUCUUACUAUUUGAUAGCAGCACUGGGUCCCCAAUAUCAGAAAUACCUUUGGUGGAAGAAAUAUAUGACAUGGAUUCAACUGACACAAUUUUGCAUAAUGCUGGUAUAUCUGUUCUCCAUUCCAAUGAUGGGCUGCAAACUGUCCAAAUCAGUGACCUUCUUCUUCGCGGGCAACGUUGCUAUAUUCCUAUACCUCUUCGCUGAUUUCUACCGGAAGGCCUACACCAAGAAAAGUAAAAACGCCUCAUCUAUUCCAAAUGGAUGUGUAAAAGCGAGUAAAUUGGAAUAACGAUGGAGAAUUUUAAUUUAUUUUUAACUAAUUUAUAAAUAUUGUACAUACACAGUAAGGAUUGUUGUGACUAUUGUAAGUUUUUUAUUUGUUUAACGUGGUGUAUUCAAAUAAAUACGAUUAAAUUUUAA
Messenger RNA from Anoplophora glabripennis (Asian longhorned beetle), 1189 nucleotides. Its product is annotated as elongation of very long chain fatty acids protein AAEL008004. The transcript has 6 exons. Gene Ontology annotation, cellular component: endoplasmic reticulum membrane. The record is from RefSeq and is a predicted model, not a curated record. Gene Ontology annotation, molecular function: fatty acid elongase activity. NCBI's taxonomy places the organism in Eukaryota, Metazoa, Arthropoda, Insecta, Coleoptera, Cerambycidae. The coding region runs from base 216 to 1058 and encodes 280 amino acids. Gene Ontology annotation, biological process: fatty acid elongation, monounsaturated fatty acid; sphingolipid biosynthetic process; fatty acid elongation, polyunsaturated fatty acid.